Molecule: messenger RNA, 1320 nt
Organism: Mollisia scopiformis
Lineage: Eukaryota; Fungi; Ascomycota; Leotiomycetes; Helotiales; Mollisiaceae
Exons: 6
Coding region: 1-1320 (439 amino acids)
Biological process (GO): metal ion transport; transmembrane transport
Cellular component (GO): membrane
Molecular function (GO): metal ion transmembrane transporter activity
Source: RefSeq, a predicted model, not a curated record
AUGGAGUACACAAAUUCGUCAGCUGACAAUCUUGUAGAAAGUGCCUUCUCGGAAGUUUAUGAUGAUGCAAACAAGUUGAGGGCUGCUGUGGACCAGAAACCUCAGGGUAAGAGUAGGAUACGGAUAAUAUCGAUAUACUCGGAACGAACCAUCGAGCCACUUCAAAUAACUUCAAUCUUGACGCGCAAAAUACUGCACAAAUAUAAGGUCCAUCCCGACUUCCUUCGUGUCCUCUUCAGUUUUGGAGAAGAACCCCACAUCGCCGAGGCGAGCAGUAACAACCUAGCCAUUCACUCUCCACGGGCUGGAGAAACGUUAGACAUUACAUAUCAAGUAAACUACGUAGAAGAAAAUCUCAGGAAAGGAAAAGAUCCAUGGUCCUUUCGACACACAGGUGUCUAUCAUCACCAUACCCCAGAUUUCGACUUAUUCAUCCUGCUUCAUCCUAUCAACAACAGUGUUCUCGAAGACCGACUGUUGAAGAUGCUUGAGGUGGAUCAAUCUGUCAAGCCAAAGGUGUCUCAGAUACCGGCUUUCUGUAAAGAUCCGUAUCGUCUUCAUCUUUUGGUCAUGUCAUCGUUUUUUGACAACUGGAGAUGGUAUUUCAGGAAUCUUGGAGAAACAUUCGCUGCAGAAAACAAUUCAGCUAUGGUGAUCAAGCCCGAAACAGCGAGGGCGCAAGAGAGCUUCGCUCGUGUGAAGAGUCUGAGAAACAUGAAUGACUUCGCCCUCUUCGCGAAAGCGUGUUGCUCCAGCGAUCUCGACCUGGUGGAGAAAUUGAAAGGCUGUGACCUUACGCCUCUGAAAGACGCCAGCAGUCUCGAGUCACAGAAGACGAUUCUUCGAGGCCACGUUGAGAGCUCCACUGUCUUGGAGGGGAGGAUCAGGAAUGCAAUUGAUUUGGUUGGCUACACGUUGACUUUGCAUAAUCAACUCGAGACUGCAAAGGUUGACAACGAGCUUCGAGACAUGACAAAGGAGCUCCGAGACGUGACGGAGCAGUUGAGAAAUCUUCAGCAGGACACAGUCGACGACAGUACGACAGUGAAGAUCAUUACGUAUGUCUCAGCUAUCUAUCUCCCAGGAAGUUUCGUCGCCUCCGUGUACGGUACGAACUUCUUCGUUUUCGACCAAAAUGCAUACCAGAUAACGAUUGCGCAUGAUUUCUGGAUAUUCAUUGCAACCUGGCUACCCUUGACGUUCAUCACUGGCGCAUUGUAUAUUGCAGUGUUGUGGUUUGAUGCUCGGCGGAAGGGGAAGCAGUUUCUGUGGCCUUGGAGUCUGAAGCCGCCUCGUCCGUUACCUGGAAAGAUCCAGUAG